GCCAAUCAGCACUAACCAAAGCCAAACAAGGCUUCGAGGACAAACGGGGAAGAGGAGGUAGGGAGGGAAAGGCUUGACGUAGAUUAUGUCGUUGUGGGGACGGGGAAGUUAGCGUAUCACAGUCCGCAUUAUCACAACUAUGAACUCCAAUUCUCCACGUAUCCCAUCCCCUUUUCUCUCUCCACAGUGAAAGACAAUGGUGGUUUUUGAACAAUGAAGAAGAAGAGAAAGACUACUGGGGGGUUAUGCUUCUUCCAUGGCCUGUCAUUCUGCUUACUGUUCUGCCUUUUCACCAUCACCACCGAGGGGUUUUUAUGCCAAAUUCAACUCUUCAAGAAGAUACAUUUGUAAACCUAUUCACCUUUCUCCCAUCACCAGCCGUAGAGCUUCUUAUAACACUCUUGUUUCUGAGGCUGUUAGGCUAUUGGGACCGCCAGCAAGUUUUGAAGCUUCAAAGCUGAAAGUUGAUUUCAUGGGAGAGAGCAUGAAUGACUAUUCUAGAAUUCUUCCAAGGACAUACAUCCUAUCACAUUGUGACUUUACGGCUAACUUAACCUUGACUAUCUCCAACGUAAUCAACAUUGAACAGUUAAGAGGGUGGUAUAUCAAAGAUGACGUAGUAGCUGAGUGGAAGAAAGUGAAAGACGAUAUCUGUUUACAUGUUCACUGCUAUGUGAGUGGCCCCAGUCUCCUGCGGGACCUUGCAGCUGAGUUUAGAUACCACAUAUUCUCUAAGGAAAUGCCUUUGGUUCUUGAAGCUGUGCUACAUGGAGAUUCAGUACUUUUCAGGGAACAUCCUCAGCUGAUGAAUGCCUCAGUCCAGGUUUACUUCCAUUCAAGCUCAAAAAAUUACAAUCGCGUGGAACAUUGGGGGCCACUCAAGGAUGCUGCAGAGGUAUCAUUAGUUGCAUAAAUAUGGACGAUUAGAAGGACGUAUUCAAGGUUUAUUGACUACAAAUGAAGGUUCCCUGUCUCGCAAAAUGUGGCGAAGGCCAAAAUCCAUUUUCCAAGCUGUGUUUGCCUUUCUUCUUUGAAUAACAACACAAUGUAAGAGGCCGACUGAAUGCUUUGGGUGCAGCAUCUCAGGCCAGCACCAACUUCAGACUCGGUCUUUUCACAGCAAAAGCACGAGAAUGCACAUUUUGGGAUUCGAAAGACAAGGCUCAAAGUAAAAGAUUAAUUGCUUUGAUUCUUUUGGAACUAAUAACAAAUUUGUUCAAUUCUAAAACAUUGUUUACCAUUUCUUUCCAACUGAGCCAUUUGUUCAUUACUUAAUCAAUGGCCUGUGUCUUUCGUUGCUUUGUAAAUUCAACUUGUAGGCUGAAGUCUUGUUUCCAAGCUGUGUUUUAACACACAAUCUCUCUCUUUUUGAUAUUUUUUCCUUUUUAUUCGCCCCUGGGCAUGAUGAACUUGGACCCGGAAACCUUCUAAUUUAUAGUGAUUGACUCCAUUGCUGGAAGCAUAGAAGAAACAUCAAGAUUUUUUAUUGCCAAUUAGUUGUGCAU
Molecule: messenger RNA, 1505 nt
Organism: Mangifera indica (mango)
Lineage: Eukaryota; Viridiplantae; Streptophyta; Magnoliopsida; Sapindales; Anacardiaceae
Product: magnesium dechelatase SGRL, chloroplastic-like
Exons: 5
Coding region: 257-913 (218 amino acids)
Source: RefSeq, a predicted model, not a curated record